ACAGACGCCUUGUUUGCAUUGCUUUUUGAAUUCGGAUUGAGGGAGUUGACAGAUUUAUCCACGCGCAAAUAUAUAUAUUUACUUUUUAGAGACGGCAAUAACCUACAGAUAGUUAAGUGUCAAUUUAGUUAGCCAGCCGCUAGCUAGCUAGCUGAACUGGUCGACUAGCCAGUUUACCACUCACCUGCGAUUAUUUGUUGUUAAUUCCGAAGGUUUAUACAGGAUUGUGCCACCACCCGUGUCACACUUCCAUGGCUGACAGCAGCAUAGUUACUUUGGGGAUGGCUCGGAGCCUGCUGGUGGACUCCUCUGUGUAUGACUCCAGGAUGGCUGAGACUACUAAGGAUGUAUUCCUGGGUUUGGGCUCUGAAGACAUGGAAGAGAUGCUACCUCGGGUCGAAACCAGAGUUGUUCUUGUAGGAGAAGCUGGAAAAAAUGGAGCACUUGUCAAAGCACUGCAGGCCGUCAGAAUAAUGGAAGUCCCAGUGGUUAAGAUUAGAGGAGGAGAACCGGGUGCUGACACUGGAGAGAAAUUGAUCAAAUCUAUAGUCAAUAUGGAUAUCAACGUGCCUUGCAUAAAGACCGACAAUGUCAAAGAGUUUGGAGAUGGAGAAAACACAGAGUUUGAGACGGUGUUCGUGCUCAAAGACUUUGCCUCUCCUGACUACAUCUAUCUUUACAAACAUGACAACCGGAUUGUGGGCCCCCCGGUUGUUCUCCACUGUGCGAGACGAGAGGAGCCCCUGCCGUUUUCCUCUCGUCCUCUAUACUCUACCACCAUGCUCAACUUGUCGCUGUGUUUCACCGGUUUCCGCAACAAAGAGGAAGUUAAAAACCUGGUGAAUCUGGUGCAUCACAUGGGAGGCACCAUUCGGAAGGACUUCAGCACUAAAGUCACCCAUCUCAUUGCAUACUCCACUCAUGGCGAGAAAUACAAGCUUGCUGUGUGUAUGGGAACACCCAUCCUCACCCCAACUUGGAUCCAUAAGGCCUGGGAGCAUAGAGAGGAUGUUAGUUUCCAUGCUGGAGAUGAAGAGUUCCGCACCGAAUUCAAAGUUCCCCCCUUUCAAGACUGUGUGCUGAGCUUCCUGGGCUUCUCAGAUGAAGAGAAGACCAACAUGGAGGAAAGGACAAUCAAACAUGGUGGCAGCCACCUGGAGGUUGGUGAUCAGAAGUGCACUCACAUGGUGGUGGAGGAAAACGCUGUCAAGGAGCUGCCAUUCGUACCAUCAAAGAGACUGUAUGUUGUCAAGCAGGAGUGGUUCUGGGGAACGAUACAGAUGGAUGCCCGAGCAGGAGAGUCCAUGUACUUCUAUCAGAAGAUGGACAGUCCUGUGCUGAAGAAGGCUGUGUCCCUGUUGUCCCUCAACACACCCAACAGUAACCGGAAGAGGAGGCGUCUGCGGGAAACCCUGGCCCAGCUCACCAAGGAGACUGAGAUCUCCCCCUUCCCUCCACCCCGCAAGAGGCCUUCUGCCGAACACUCCAUGUCCAUGGGCUCUCUGCUGGACAUCUCCAACACCCCCGAGACCUGCAAGGCCUUGGCAGAACAUUCUCGGCCCUUGAAGAGCUCUACACCUGCUGUCCUGAAGCAGUCGGCUAGAUGGCAGGUCUCCAAGGAGUUGUACCAGACAGAGAGCAACUAUGUGGAUAUUCUCACCACAGUCUUGCAGCUGUUCAAAGUCCCCUUGGAAAAGGAAGGCCAAGUUGGUGGACCCAUUUUGGCUCCGGAAGAAAUCAAGACCAUCUUUGGCAGCAUCCCAGAGAUCUUCGACGUACACACCAGGAUAAAGGCCGAUCUGGAGGAGCUGGUCAUGGACUGGUCUGAGGACAAGAGUGUCGGGGACAUCAUUCUCAAAUACUCUAAAGACCUGGUGAAGGCUUACCCGCCAUUCGUCAACUUCUUUGAGAUGAGCAAGGAGACCAUAGUGAGGUGUGAGAAGCAGAAGCCAAGGUUCCAUGCUUUCCUCAAGAUCAAUCAGGCGAAGCCCGAGUGUGGACGACAGACGUUGGUGGAGCUGCUGAUUCGCCCUGUGCAGAGACUGCCUAGCGUCGCCCUUCUCCUCAACGAUAUUAAGAAACACACUGCCUGUAACAACCCUGACAAAAUCACUUUGGAGAAGGCAAUCGAAUCACUCAAGGAAGUUAUGACUCACAUAAACGAGGACAAGAGGAAAAUAGAGGGACAGAAGCAGAUCUUUGAUGUAGUCUAUGAAGUUGACGGCUGCCCUGCCAACCUGCUCUCGUCCCACCGCAGCCUGGUCCACAGGGUGGAGACCAUCGCCCUGGGAGACAAACCCUGUGACCGAGGCGAGCACGUCACACUCUUUCUCUUCAAUGACUGUCUUGAGAUUGCCCGGAAGAGACACAAGGUGAUCAGCACAUUCCGGAGUCCUCUGGGCCAGAUGCGACCUGCAGCCCAACUCAAACACAUCACCCUCAUGCCUCUGUCCCAGAUCAGGAGGGUCCUGGACCUGCAGAAUACAGAGGAUUGCCGUAAUGCCUUUGCCCUGGUGGUGCACCCGCCCACAGAACAGGAGAAUCUUCUCUUCAGCUUCCAGCUGACCACUGAGGAUACGGUGAAGUCAACCUGGCUGAAGAUGCUCUGUCGCCACAUAGCCAACACCAUCUGUAAGGCUGACGCGGAAGAUCUAAUUCAGUGCACUGAGCCUGACUCUGUCCAAGUGAGCACAAAGGAUAUGGACAGCACGCUGAGUAAAGCCUCUAGAGUCAUCAAGAAAACUUCAAAGAAGGUAACGAGAGCAUUUUCCUUCACCAAAACACCCAAACGUGUAAUCCAGAGAGCCUUCAUGGCCAACAGCACCUCCGACGACAAGAGCCCUGGCCCCAGCUCAGAGAACAUGAUCCAUGUUGGAAGCAGUGCCACCCUGUCAAUGGCCCGCUCCACCUCAACAUUCAACCUCAGUGGUUCUACAGCUGCUGCUGUGGUGCAGCGCUCUAACUCCCUGGACCACCCACCCUGUCCCCGCCUCCGUGUUCCCGUCUGUAUUCAUACCCCAGACCCAACCCCUAGUCCAACCUGCCCUGAGGAGACCCCACUUAAGCCCCAACCCACCCCCACCAGGCCCCCUUACUCUGCCGGCCCCCCUACCUGGAGGGUUCCGUCCAAAGGGAGGCUUCCCCCUGGGGCCUGCAGGGACCUACUGGUCCCCUCUGACCCCCACAAGGCAGGCUGCUUGAGGCCCCGCAAAGAGACCCUCCUAUAGGCGGCUGACUGACGCGACGCACUCUCCCUCCAUGGUCAACCUGCCGUCCAUGUUUGAGAGGAAGUACCACACGUUCAGUCGCUCCACAUCCCACCUGUUCUGAUUGACUCUUAGAGGAGAGAAACACGGCAAGCUGUUCUGAAUGGUGCACCACUCACUGUAAUUCAAUUAGCUCACCUCUCGGCAAUGUUACUGCAGACUGGCACAUCCUGUAAUUGUUUAAUGAACGCAAGUUCAUUCAGAUAAUGUCUGACUUGGAAAAUGAAAGAUGGAUACUCUUGUAUUUAGUGUUUACUUACAAUGUUACAAAUUGACCUCAUGUCUUAGACAGCUGGGAACAUUUGAUUAACAUGUAUAGGUACGAUAUUUACUGACAUAUUUUCUGUAUUUUUGUCGUGGAGGGAUAUAAUUCAAUGAAUGAUAAGCCAAUAAACGUGUUACUUAGUUUUUGGGGAACAAGCCUGUUGGCUUCACUUACUAUAGUUUCCAGCUUUUAUAAAGCUCUUGAAAUGUUUUAACUUUUUGAUGAUAUAAAUGAUCAGGAUUAGGGGAACAGAAGCUACUGCUUGCUGUUUUAUGUUGUAAAGUGGGUAUGUUUUUCAGGAGGGUCUAAGGGGAUGAUGUUGCAUUACACUACAUUUAUUUUCCAGAAUCAUUUUAUAAAUAGUCUAUAUACAAAUCCUCUUUCUCUUGCUAUUUAUGUGUACAUUUGCCUCCCUUUUGUCUGUCAUUAUCUAUAAUUGUUCUGAUUUACCUCUUGUCAUAAUUGUCUUCCAUUAUGUGUAUUCCAUACACUUACACAUGAUCCAACGUUAAGCUUAUUUCUGGUGGUUUAUUCAGUUAUAGGAUGUUGUUCACGACUUCUCUUACCAACACAUGAUGAAUGGAAAAAAUUAAUUAUUAUCUCCCAUUCAUCUGUAUUGAAUAGUGACUAUUAUUAUGCAAAGUCACUUUAUUAUGGUUUGUAAUUGAAAUGUUUUACUCAAUUUUAAUAAAAAUGCCCUAUAUUGAA
Messenger RNA from Oncorhynchus kisutch (coho salmon), 4239 nucleotides. Its product is annotated as protein ECT2. Gene Ontology annotation, biological process: mitotic cytokinesis; activation of GTPase activity; intracellular signal transduction. Gene Ontology annotation, molecular function: GTPase activator activity; guanyl-nucleotide exchange factor activity. The coding region runs from base 252 to 3227 and encodes 991 amino acids. The record is from RefSeq and is a predicted model, not a curated record. NCBI's taxonomy places the organism in Eukaryota, Metazoa, Chordata, Actinopteri, Salmoniformes, Salmonidae. Gene Ontology annotation, cellular component: nucleus; cell cortex. The transcript is spliced from 26 exons.